AGGGCGGCGCUGAACUUGGCUCCAUUCCACAGCUGGGAAUACAGACUCGGGCGAGCAGCUCUCAGGCCCUGGGCCUUUCCGCGCAGCCCAGGCGCGUCUGCGCAGAGCCCGAGAUUCCUGGGCGACGGCGGGCCCCGCACUCACCGCCCGCUCUCGAGCCGCGUUUCACCUUCGUCUGCUGGACGAGCCUGGGCUACCGAGAAUUCCAGGGGCCGCCCUGCCUAGCGUGCCGCCUCGCCCGGAAGCGGAAGCCGCCUCUUGGGCGCAGCCUCCCAUUGGCCUUCGACGCCCUGUGUCCCGCCCCGGCCACGCGCUGAUUGGCCGUACGCGCCAACCGUCGAUAUUUGAAUCGGCGGCGGGCAGCCGGGCUCCCGGACACGGCGCCUCCCGCUCCUUCGGUUCCGCGCAGCGGCCGGCAGAAUGAGUCUGCACGUCUUCAGUGAUGAAAAUGUCACUGGUGACAGAAGUACAGAAAAUUGCGACUUCCUGUUUUCACCACUGGAACUUACCGGAAGAUCAUCUGUCCUCCGGCUGUCCCAGAAAGAAAAUGUGCCGCCCAAGAGCACAGCCAAAGCCACGAAGGUGACUUUUCAGACACCUCUGCGGGAUCCACAGACUCACCGGAUCUUAAGUCCCAGCAUGGGCAGCAAGCUGGACGCUUCUUCAGCUCUAGGGGACACCGUUGGACUAGAAAGCUCUCAUCAAGGCCGGGCCCGGAAAGAGAGCCAACAGCUUACCAAGGAAACAGACACCAGAACCACCGAUGGAAUUCUCCCGAAACCAGCAGUGGCCGAUGCCCAUCCUCCUCCGGGGGACCCGACACCCGCCUCUGAAGAGCAGCACCCCGACAGGCCUCCCGCAACCCCCCUGGCCAGCCCGGAUCCCCCCAGCUCUCCCCAGAUGCCAGAACGUGCUGAGAGCCAAGUGGCGCCCGGCGGACAAGGCUCCUGCAGCCCCGCUCACAGCCCGCAGAGACACAGCCGCCCUCGUCCCUCAGAGGACAGCCUCGCGGCCGCCUCCGCACCACCGCCCCAAGACCGGGCAGAGGAGCCGCUCGGAGCCCCCGGGGAGAAGGGUGUGCCCUCUCCCUCUGCCGGAGCCCGAGGAGAAGAGCCCCUGGUGGACCAGCCGGGCGAGGCCCCGGCAGGCUCCGAGGACACUGCUGGCCGCGAGGACGCUGGCCCUGCUGCGGCCGGAGGGGCCCCGUCCCCCAGUCCUCGGAAGCACGAGGCCGCGGGCCAGACGGCCGACCGUCCGAGGGGUGGGCCCGUGAGGCUGGAAUUUGACUUCUCUGACAGUGCCACCAGCAAAAGGCCACCCCCACUGAGGAAACGGGGGAAGACCCCAGGUCUCCAGCCUCCCUCGAGGAGACCCAAGGCAAAGCAGGGGACGGUCUCCGGGGAGGCGGGCGAGGGUCUGGACGGCAACCCGCUCGGAGGCGAUGGGGAGGCCCGGACCCCGGAGCCCUGCCCGAGCAGGCCGGCCGGGCCCGCGGCCGCAGAGGACACGUCUCCGAGCCGGCAGGUGCCUUCAGCGUCAGUGGAUGACAUGCCAGGGCUGCAGCCCAUGGCGGGGACCCCAGGAGCCACUGGCGAGGAGGGGGCCACAGAUGCCUCGGGCACACCAGCUCCCACCAGCAGCCCUACGCCCCCUGUUCCGUGCAGCCCAGGGCCUGCCCCAGACCUGAGUGGAGAGCAGUUCCGGGACCCCGCCGACGUCCUAGGCACGGGCGCCGAGGUGGACUACCUGGAGCAGUUCGGGGCCUCCUCCUUUAAGGACUCAGCCCUGCGGAAGCAGUCCCUGUACCUCAAGUUCGACCCGCUCCUACAGGACAGCCCUCGGCGACCGGCGCCCACGGGCCCCAAGCCAAGCAGCGCAUGUGGCAUGGACGCCCCUUCCUCGGGAAGCGCCCCGGAAGCCGCACUGCUGGACCUGGACUUCCUAGAAGCACCGGCCCUUCCUGCACUUGGCCCAGCCCCCAGUGACCUGGGGCCCGGGGGCCCGCUGCUGCCCGUGGGGCCCAUCGUGGACGUGCUGCAGUACAGCCAGAGGGACCUGGACGCAGCGGUGGAAGCAACACAGAAGGAGAACGCGGAGCUGAGGAGCAGGUGCACGGAGCUCCAGGAGAAGGUCCUAGAGAUGGGGAAGAUCAUGGACAGGUUUGAGGAGACCGUGUACCAGGCGAUGGAGGAAGCUCAGAAGCAGAAGGAACUCGCCCGAGUUGAGGUCCAGAAGGCGCUCCAAGAGCAGGAGCACGUCAGCGGCGACCUGCGCUCCGUGGAGAAGUCCUUCUCCGAACUCUUCAGGCGCUUCGAGAAGCAGAAGGAAGUGAUCGAAGGCUACCGCACGAACGAGGCGUCGCUGAAGAAGUGCGUGGAGGAGUACAUGGAGCGGCUGGAGAAGGAGGGCCAGCGGUACCAGGCGCUGAAGGCCCACGCGGAGGAGAAGCUGCAGCUGGCCAGCGAGGAGAUGGCCCAGGUGCGGAGCAGGGCCCAGGCCGAGGUCCUGGCGCUGCAGGCCGUCCUGAAGAAGGAGCAGAUGCGCGUCCAGUCGCUGGAGAAGGCCAUGGAGCAGAAGACUAAGGAAAAUGACGAACUGACCAGAAUCUGUGACGACCUCAUUUCCAAGAUGGAGAGGAUCUGACGUGGAAGCCCCGGCCUCGGCCGGCCGCCUGUCUGUCUGUCUGUCGGGGCUUUUCCUCUCUGUUCCCCUCACCUCAUUUUUAGGAAGAAGUCUCAAUAAAGAAAUAAGUCUGA
This is a messenger RNA of Sus scrofa (pig), 2756 nucleotides long. RefSeq names its product transforming acidic coiled-coil containing protein 3 (gene TACC3). Gene Ontology annotation, cellular component: cytoplasm. The record is from RefSeq and is a predicted model, not a curated record. Lineage: Eukaryota; Metazoa; Chordata; Mammalia; Artiodactyla; Suidae. Gene Ontology annotation, biological process: cerebral cortex development; nuclear migration; mitotic spindle organization.